AACUACUUGUAAACUAUAGCAUGCAGCAAAGUAGAGUAUUGUCAACCGUUAUCCAGGUUGUCAAUUUUUUGAAACUUUAUAAAAAUGAGUAUAUGAAUGAGAUUAUAGUUAAAAUAGUUAACCUUUUACGAUAAUGCUUUUACCUAGCUUUUGCCUAGCAGGAUAGAUACAUACAAUAGAUUAUCUGAAAUAGGUAUCUUUUUGAAGUUUUCUGAAUAGCUUGGCACCUGAGAAAAGCAAAAUGAAUUUGUACAAAUUAUGUUCACUCGAUCUCUUCAAGUUCAGAUAUACCUUUCGCAGUUCUUACCCAGAUAACCUCAUUUCUAGGUCUUUUUUUAUCAAAAAUGUGCACUACCGCUCUAGAGACAACGUGGUUAAUUUAAAGAAUUUCAAGUUUUGUAAAAAGCAAGAGGAUUCACAUUUAAAGAAAUUUUUUUUUCAUUCUUAUGAGUCACUGUAACGCAAUGAGAUUUCAAUACUUUCUGCAUUACAAUAAAUGUUGUCAAUUUCUUAGCCAAAAUGGCAGCGGCGAGUAGCGACGGAUUAAUUCUCGUGGAUUUCUAAAGUCUUGUGCUAAUAAGUAAAAAUAACCCAAGCUAAUGAUAAUGAGAUUUUUUAGAGAAAACUGGGCUCGAGGUUGUAAAAAAUGCCUCGAUGGCAGAACAAAAAACUUGAAUGAGGUUGAUAUGCACGGUUAUUUUUUUUGUUUCCGCUUGAGUAAGUAAGUAUGCAGCACGACAAUUUUUAAAUUCCUCUCAUCCUCGGAAUGAUUUAAAUCUCCAUGCUUUCUCGAUUGGAACCUAUUUUAUUAGAAUAAUGGUAAAUUGUGCGUCUUGUCAGAGAUCGUUCAAGGUAAGGGUUGGAAAGACGAAAUCAACGCGUUGCGAAAAUUGUGCUAACUUUUGGCGCGAAGAAGAAGCAAAAAGACAACAAAAUGAGAGAGAGAAGAAAGAAAGAGAAAAUGAAGUACAAAUAAAAGAAUUAUUAUUAAGAGAAAAACAGAUGGAAAUGGAAAGACAAAAAGUAACAAUAAAAGAAACAUCAAGGAAUGGAAAUAUUAUAGAGCUGACUUGUUAUUAUGAUCAAAACACAAGGAAUAAAAUAACAGAUCUUUUAGCUGGUGCCAGGCGUGCUCUUCCUUGUCCACCAUCAUCAACACCUUCAGAUUAUCAACGUAGGAGAUUAACGAACUUAUUAAAAUCUCCUGAAGAUGGAGAAUUCCGUCGUCCACGACAACUCCCUUCUAUAGAUGGUUUAGUUAGAAGUAGAAUCGCACAGAGGUAUAAGCUUGAAGAAGACGCCGGAUCGUCGGCCGGAAGUGGAAUGUCGGUGGAUUAG
Hydractinia symbiolongicarpus is the source of this 1338-nucleotide messenger RNA. RefSeq lists its product as uncharacterized. The record is from RefSeq and is a predicted model, not a curated record. Lineage: Eukaryota; Metazoa; Cnidaria; Hydrozoa; Anthoathecata; Hydractiniidae. The transcript has 3 exons. The coding region runs from base 817 to 1338 and encodes 173 amino acids.